Heterobilharzia americana is the source of this 3663-nucleotide messenger RNA. The record is from the annotation of a GenBank genome assembly. Lineage: Eukaryota; Metazoa; Platyhelminthes; Trematoda; Strigeidida; Schistosomatidae.
AUGGACGAGAUCUGUGGAAAAUUAAAGUAUAUUGAGCUGGAAAACUAUAAGUCAUAUAAAGGAAAGCAAGUUAUCGGACCUUUCAGUGUAUUUACAGCUAUUAUAGGACCUAAUGGUUCAGGCAAGUCGAAUUUAAUGGAUGCUAUCAGCUUUGUUCUUGGUGAAAAUACUCGACAUUUACGCGUUCGCAGAUUGAAUGAUCUAAUCCAUGGCGCAGUUGUUGGAAGGCCUGUCGCUAAGUCAGCAUCAGUUACAGCAGUAUAUGAAAUGCCUGAUGGAGAGGAAAAGCGUUUUAGUCGUGUUAUUCAUGGUAAUACAUCUGAGUACAGAAUAAAUGGUGUUUCUGUACGCGUUGAUGAAUAUGCUGUUGCUCUUGAACAAAUACAUAUAUUUAUGAAGGUCAAGAAUUUUCUUGUUUUUCAAGGUGCUGUCGAGAGUAUUGCCAUGAAAAAUGCUCGUGAAAGAUGUCAAAUGUUUGAAGAAAUUAGCAAGUCUGCUGAAUUAAAAGAGGAAUAUGAUAUGUCAAGAAUGGAAAUGCAAAAGCUAGAAGAAAAUGCAACUUUCAAUUUACACAAGAAAAGGGGUAUUGUCGCAGAACGGAAAGAAGCGAAAAUUGAAAUAGAUGAGGCCGAAAGGUACAAAAAACUUCAAAAUGAAUUGACAAAGAAACGCCUUGAACUUCACUUAUUCAGACUUUAUUAUAAUGAUUUAGAAAUAAGACGUGUACGUGAAGAGUUGAAACAAAGAGAAGAGGCUAUUGCUGUAGAACAUGAACAACGUCAAUUAAUUGAAGAAGAAAUGAAAGAGAAACGACGUGAAUUAGGCAAAAUUAAUCGUGAUCAAUCAUCUUUAGAACAAGAGAUAAAAAAAUGUGAGCAAAAAAUUGGUAAAAAGAAACCUGAAUAUAUAAAAGUAUCUCAACUAUUACGUCAUGUUGGUGAAAAGCAUAAAGAAUCUAAAAAAUCAUUAGAGAAUGCUAGACAAUUGCAUAGUACACAUUUACAAGAAAUUGAUCAAUUAGAGGUGGAAUAUGAGAAAAUUUCCAAUUUACAACAAGAAUAUGAACAACAACAGACUAAGAAAUCACUUGAACAAGGUCGAGAUUUAGAAUUGGAAGAGACACAAUUAACAGAAUAUCAUCGUUUAAAACAAAAAGUUGCUGAAAGAACUUCACACUUAUCUGCUGUACUCGAUAAUUUAAAUCGUGAGUAUAAUGAACAAAAAGAUAUGUAUGAUGCCUUGUAUCGACGUAAAAAUGAAAUUGAAAGUUCUUUAAAACGUAAAGAAACAGAAUUGAAUGAGAAUAAAAAACGUCUACAAAAAUUAUUAGAAUAUAUUGAUUCAAGUAAUCGUGCUAUUACUGAACAACGUGAAACUGAAAAAUCUAUUCGUGAAGAAGUUGAACUUGCCACAAGACGUAUUGAUGAAAUUAAUGCUGAAUUGGAAACAGUUGUUUGUCAAUUGGGUGAAGCAAAAGUUGAACGACAUGAAUCUUCACGUGCUGCAAAAAAACAAGAGCUUAUUGAAAAUUUGAAACGUCUUUUUCCUGGAGUUCAUGGUCGAUUAUUAGAAAUGUGUCAACCAUCACAUCGUCGUUAUCAGGUGGCAAUUACAAAAGUCCUUGGAAAAUAUAUGGAUGCUAUUGUAUGCGAUAGUGAAAAAACUGCUAAAGAAUGCAUUCAAUACAUGAAAGAUCAGCGUAUUGAACCAGAGACAUUUCUACCUCUUGACUUCUUAGAUGUAAAACCGAUUGAUGAGAAAUUACGUGAAAUCAGUGAACCACCAAAUGUUCACUUAGUAAUUGAUGUUAUCCAAUGUGAUCCAAUCAUUGUAAAGAAGGCGUUAACCUUUGCAUGUGGUAAUGCAUUAGUUUGUGAAACUGUUGAACAUGCUCGCUAUGUUGCCUAUCAUAUGGGAGAUAGAAAAAAGACUGUAUCACUAGAAGGUACUCUGUUUCAACGUUCUGGUGUUAUAUCUGGUGGUGCAAGUGAUUUAAAAGCUCGUGCACGUCGUUGGGAUGAAAAACAGAUCAAACAAUUGAAGCGUAAACGUAAAGAAGCUGAACUGAGAACUAUUCAAUCACAAAUCAAAGGACUAGAUACUAGACUAAAGUAUACAUUAAAAGAUAAAGAUAGUACAGAGGAGAAACUUCUUAGCACAAAUGAAGAGGAAAUGAAUCAAAUCGCCCGUGAAUUAGAAGAAGUUGAAGAGAGUUUAGGACGUUGUCAAACUAAGAUGCAAGAACUCCAAAUCUCAGUGAAUGCAGAGAAAGCGAAAAUGGAUACUGUUGAAGAUACCGUGUUUCAUGAUUUCUGUGUACAAAUCAGUGUAGAAAAUAUCAGACAAUAUGAAGAUCGAGAGUUGCGUGUUGCUCGUGAACGUGAUCGUAAACGAAUUGAGUUUACUAAUCAACUUCAACGAAUCAAUAAUCAAUUAGAGUAUGAACGAUCACGUGAUACAGAGGCUAAUGUUAAGCGUUGGGAAGAGACAGUUGCAGCGGAAAGAGCUGAAAUGGAUAAAUGUAAAAAACAAGAGAAAAAGAUUAAAGAAGAAAUGGAACAAGAAGAGAAUAAAAAAUCAGAAAUUGAAUCACAAGUUAGUCAAUUGAAACGUCGUGCAGAAGCAUUAGAUAGUGAGCUAGCUGAAGUACGUAGACGUUUAGUCGCUAAACAACGUGAUAUUCAAAAACUUCAAAAAGAUUUAAAUCAAGCUGAAGCAAAAUUAGAAUCUAGGCGAGCUGAACGACAUUCCCUUAUACAGGCGGCUAAAAUGGAAGAUUUAGAAUUUCCAUUGAAACCAGGCUCUAGUUCUAUACCUGAAUUGAAUAGUCAGCUGACAGACAGUGAAAAUAAUAUAGAUCCUACUUCAGAAGAAAUGGCUCGUAUUUAUGAAUUAGAGGCUCGUUUACCAAUUGAUUUCAAGCAACUUGAUAAACCUUUACGACAAAUAACUGAUGAAAGAGAAGUCAACAGAAAAGCUGAAGAAAUGCAAAAUCAAGUUGAUUCAAUGUUAAAUAGUUUAGCACGAAUACAAGCACCGAAUUUACGUGCUGGUGAUAAAUUAGGCAGUGUUGAAGAACGUUUAAGAUCAACUGAAGCAGAAUUUGAAGAUACACGUCGUAGAGCUAAACGUGCUAAAGCUAGAUUUGAACGUGUACGACGUUUACGCUAUAAUGCUUUUAUGACUUGUUUCAAUGCAAUCGCUGAUAAUAUUGAUCCAAUUUAUAAAAGUUUAUCAAGAAAUCCUGGUGCUCAAGCGAGUUUGUUGCCAACUAAUCCUGAAGAGCCAUAUCUAGAAGAAAUACAAUUUCAGUGUGUUGCACCAGGUAAACGUUUUCAACAAAUGGAUAGUCUUUCUGGUGGAGAGAAGACAAUAGCAGCAUUAGCUCUUCUAUUCGCUAUGCAUCGAUAUAAUCCAUCACCAUUUUUUGUAUUAGAUGAAAUCGACGCUGCACUAGACAAUACAAAUAUUGGCAAGGUUGCUAGUUUUAUUCGUGAAUAUGCUUCAGCUCGAGCACAAAUAAUUGUUAUUUCAUUGAAAGAAGAAUUCUAUAGUCGUGCAGAUAGUUUAAUUGGUAUUUAUCCGGAUAUUGAGAACAAUUGUCUUGUCAGCCGUGUUCUCACCUUUGAUCUGUCAAAAUAUAUUGAUACAGGAGAACAAUAA